Alternaria alternata is the source of this 1299-nucleotide messenger RNA. Its product is annotated as glycosyl transferase family protein-like protein. Lineage: Eukaryota; Fungi; Ascomycota; Dothideomycetes; Pleosporales; Pleosporaceae. Bases 160 to 1107 code for a protein of 315 amino acids. The transcript is spliced from 3 exons. Gene Ontology annotation, molecular function: glycosyltransferase activity. The record is from RefSeq and is a predicted model, not a curated record.
AGCGGCUCUUUCUCGACCCCUCUAUUGACAAACGCCAUAAUAUGCGACCGAAGAUGGCGCGACUUGAUCCUCCAACUAAUACACUGUGGCUUUUACUGACUGCGCAUCUUGCGUGAUAGCUUGUUGGCGUGCGACUCGAGUGAUUUACAUACAAGCAACAUGCAGGUAACUUCAAGCGCGACUACGGAGCCGGCGGGUGUAAAGUCGAAGAAAGUAUGGACAACUCUUAUUACCAACACAGCAUAUCUCACCGGCCUUCUCACACUCGACUACGCGCUCAAGAAGCACGGCUCCAAGUACCCCCUCAUCGCUCUCUACACGGACACCUUUCCUGAAGAAGGCCACAAGGCGCUUGAUGAGCGCGGCAUACCAAAGCAGCAUGUCAAGUACUUGCUGCCAAAGGUGUCAAAAGACUUCAGCAACGACCCGCGAUUCUACGAUUGCUGGAGCAAGUUGACGCCCUUCUCGCUGGAGGAGUAUGACAGGGUGGUGCAGCUAGACAGCGACAUGUUGGUGCUGAAGAACAUGGAUGAGCUGAUGGACUUGGAGUUGGAUGCACCGAGUAUGGGUGGCAAGGGCGACAGGGUGUUUGCCGCAAGCCAUGCCUGCGUGUGCAAUCCGCUCAAGAAGCCGCAUUACCCCAAGGACUGGAUCCCCGAGAACUGCGCGUUUACAUCCCAACACUCCAACCCCGAUGCUGCCCAGAAAACUGGCGCACCCUCAACAGCCGGCCUGCGUAUGCCCAACGGCGGCCUCCAAGUCGUAAAUCCCUCACUCGCUACCUACAACCUGAUCCUCGAGCAGCUCUCCAACGAGACAUCGGGAAACUACGAUUUCGCCGACCAAUCGCUGCUUGGCGAUCUGUUCAACGGCCGAUGGGUCGCGCUACCCUAUACCUACAAUGCGCUGAAGACGUUGCGGUCAAAAGGUGUGCAUGAUGCGAUCUGGAGGGACGAAGAGGUCAAGAAUGUGCAUUACAUCUUAAGUCCGAAGCCGUGGGAUGAAGAGGCAGGGAAGUGCAGUCAGGAGAUACAUGAGUGGUGGUGGACGGUCAACAAUGAGAGGCGGCAGGCAGAGAAGAGCAAGGGUAUCGAUGAUGGAUUUUAGAGGUUUUCACAAUAUAGUGGGGUUGUUGCAUGUAUCAAUUGGGCGUAGACAGCUGUAGAGUAGUAGAGGUACACGUAGAGAUAGCUGAGUGGAGACUAUAACCCACGAAAAAAAAAAUAUUGAGUAGUCCAAGGGAAGGUGGUGUAUUCCACAAAUAGGACUGAACAGCUUAGGUAUCAUCUGAGACUUGCC